Molecule: messenger RNA, 315 nt
Organism: Eremothecium sinecaudum
Lineage: Eukaryota; Fungi; Ascomycota; Saccharomycetes; Saccharomycetales; Saccharomycetaceae
Gene: TIM12
Product: Tim12p
Exons: 1
Coding region: 1-315 (104 amino acids)
Biological process (GO): protein insertion into mitochondrial inner membrane
Cellular component (GO): mitochondrial inner membrane
Source: RefSeq, a predicted model, not a curated record
AUGUCUCUUUUCCUUAACCCCUACUCCUCGCAGGAGGUAGACCAGAACAAAAUCAACGUGGCGGAAAUCCAGUUUGACGCUAUGGCCGUGGCAUUCAACGCUAUGCUCUCUUCAUGCCGUGAGAAAUGUAUUCCCCACGACCACUACGGCGAGGGCGAACUCACGAAGGGCGAGAUGACCUGCGUGGACAGGUGUAUAUCAAAGGCCCACGACGCCAACCGCACCAUCGGCACCUACGUCCAGCGCACCGGCUUCGACCCAGCGCGUUACCUCCCACACUACAACAAAUUGAUGAAGUCACGUGAUCAUGAAUAG